This is a messenger RNA of Meloidogyne enterolobii, 758 nucleotides long. The record is from the annotation of a GenBank genome assembly. Lineage: Eukaryota; Metazoa; Nematoda; Chromadorea; Rhabditida; Meloidogynidae.
UUAAAUAAUGACCAUCUGGGUUGAUUUAUGCGGGACAUUAAUAUGCCAAGAGUAAGAUAAAAUGUUAAUAACACAAAUAAUAGAUGAUAUGGGUCGGGAAUGUUGAUAAACCGAGAGCGCAAGAAUUCCUUUUCACAAAUGAAAAGCUUGGUUGGGAUGUUUUGCCAUUCUGCUUUUUUACACUUCCGCGUUCCGAUUUUCGUUAACGCUUCUUAAAAUGUGUGAGGGCCCAUCCCUUAUGAAAAGUUAAAAUGCACGUGAAUAAGCACAAACAUCCUUUUAUACUUAUAGUAUAAAUCUUCUAUAUUAAUUUUUAGAUUCUCGUUAUAAUGGUUUGUGAUUUACUUUCUCUCACACUUUUACGUUCUGCCGGGGAUUUGGGUGCAGAUAUUGCAGUAGGUAGUGCUCAACGCUUUGGACUUCCUCUUGGUUAUGGCGGGCCUCAUGCUGGUUUCAUGUCUGUUGCCAAUUUAGCUUUGGCUAGACAAAUGCCUGGAAGGAUUGUUGGAGUUUCUAGAGAUCAGCAGGGAAAUAUUGCUUAUCGUCUAACUCUCCAAACUAGAGAACAGCAUAUUCGAAGAGAUAAAGCAACCUCCAAUAUUUGCACUGCUCAAGCACUUCCUGCUAAUAUUUCUGCAAUGUAUGCAAUCUAUCAUGGACCCAAUCGUUUAGUUUAUAUUGCCAAAAUAAUACAUAAAGCUACAUCAUUUCUUUCGCAAAGUAAUUUGAAAUUUUGUUUAGUUCAGAAUUUUUGCUAA